AUGCCUGUCAGCGGCGCCAACACGCCUCGGAUCGGCGAUACUGACGUGAUCGGUGCAUGCUUGAUCCGCCACUGGGAAAAGGGUGUUUCUGAUGUGCGCGUUGUCACUGGCCAUGCUGACAGUGUAUACUGCGUGCAGUUUGACCACGAAAAGAUCGUCACUGGAUCCCGCGACCGCACAGUCAAGGUGUGGGACAGCCACACGCUGCUGUGUAUGCGCACAUUGGCAGGCCACGACGCGUCAGUCCUGUGUCUCAAAUACGACGAAACAACGCUGGUGACGGGCUCGAGCGACUCAACUAUCAUAAUCUGGGACUGGGAAUCCGGCACCCCGCUGCUGCGGCUGGUGUCGCAUGCUGCUGGUGUGCUGGAUGUGGCCUUUGACGACAUGCACAUUGUGUCGUGCUCCAAGGACUGCACAAUCAAAGUGUGGGAGCGCAAGACUGGCAAGCUGCUCCGCACCAUGGUCGGCCAUCGCGGGCCGGUCAAUGCUGUGCAGCUCAAGGGCGACCGCAUUGUGUCGGCGUCCGGCGACUCGCUAAUCAAGAUGUGGGACAUCCAUACUGGCGAGCUGAUCCGUAGCUUUGCCGGCCACACACGCGGCCUGGCGUGUGUCCAAUUCGAUGGCAAGACCAUCGUGUCUGGGUCCAGCGACCAGCUGAUAAAGGUGUGGGAUGCAGAGACCGGCCGGUGCAUAAAAACGCUGUCAGGCCACAAGGACCUGGUGCGCACACUGCACUACACCGGUGGCCGGCGGGCGGUUUCUGGCUCGUACGACCAGACGGUCAAGGUGUGGGACAUUGUCACUGGCGAGUGUGUUCUGGAUCUCAAGGAUGUACAUACCAGCUGGGUAUUUGACGUGCAGUUCAGCACCAGCAAAAUUGUCAGCACAAGCCAGGACCAAAAGAUCAUCAUCUGGGACUUUGCAAAGGACCUGGAUGUGGCCGACAUUGAUUAG
Linderina pennispora is the source of this 957-nucleotide messenger RNA. Its product is annotated as WD40 repeat-like protein. NCBI's taxonomy places the organism in Eukaryota, Fungi, Kickxellomycota, Kickxellomycetes, Kickxellales, Kickxellaceae. Gene Ontology annotation, molecular function: U4 snRNA binding; protein binding; U6 snRNA binding. Gene Ontology annotation, cellular component: U4/U6 x U5 tri-snRNP complex. The coding region runs from base 1 to 957 and encodes 318 amino acids. The transcript has 2 exons. Gene Ontology annotation, biological process: mRNA splicing, via spliceosome. The record is from RefSeq and is a predicted model, not a curated record.